Medicago truncatula (barrel medic) is the source of this 1802-nucleotide messenger RNA. RefSeq names its product scopoletin 8-hydroxylase. The record is from RefSeq and is a predicted model, not a curated record. The transcript has 3 exons. Lineage: Eukaryota; Viridiplantae; Streptophyta; Magnoliopsida; Fabales; Fabaceae.
AUGUUUUUCUCACCUUCAUCAUUUUUGCGUAGGGACCUAUUUGGGUGACUUCUGGCAGGGGUUACGUACGCAGCUUGAUUUCUCAUUAGUAAACCAGUAAUUGAGUGGCCAUAUUUAUUUGUUGCUUUAUCACCAAUGUACCUCUCGGUCCUACUAAGUGUCAGAUAAAAGCUUAACCAUUAUAUUUUUCCUUCUCUCCUUUUCAUCAUAGAAAUUUGCUCAGUGUCCAACAUACUAUCACAAAAUAAUUGGACAUUUUCAUGGCUCCAGUUUUCAACUCUUCAAAAUCAAUGUACAAUUUUGUUGUACGAGAAGGGAAUGGAAUCAAAGGCUUGGUAGAUUCAGGUUUAUCAGAAGUUCCAAAGAUAUACAUACAACCCAUAAACAAAAGAAUCAACAAACUAGACACAAAACCAUGUGAUAUGCCACCAAUUGACUUAUCAAAGCUCAAUGGAAUAGAACAUGAAAAAGUGGUGGAUGAGAUUGUUAGAGCAGCUGAAACUCUUGGAUUUUUUCAAGUAGUGAAUCAUAGUGUUCCUUUGGAGUUAUUGGAAUCACUUAAAGAUUCAGCACACACAUUUUUCAAUAUGCCACCAGAGAAGAAAGUAGUUUAAGGAAAAAUUUUAAAGAUGAGAUAUGGGACUAGCUUUGCUCCUGAGAAAGAAAAUGUGCUGGAAUGGAAAGACAAUAUUGUUAUGGAGUAUGGUAGUGAUGAAGAUGCUCUUCAAUAUUGGCCUAAUGUGUGCAAGGAAGUUGCACUUGAAUAUUUCAAGUUAUCAUCAAAGAUAGUAAGAGACAUUUUAGAAAUAUUAAUUGGUAAACUAGAAGUGAAAGUAGAUGACUCAAAAAUUGAAAGUCUUAUUGGUUUGAAGACGGUUAACAUGAACUACUAUCCAGCAUGCCCAAAUCCAGAUCUUACUGUGGGUGCAGGGCAACAUACAGACACAGGGAGCAUCACAGUGCUGCUUCAAGAUGGAGUUGGUGGCUUGCAUGUCAAAGUCGAAGAUGACAAUGAUGUUGGACAAGGAGAAUGGCUGGAAAUUCCACCGAUCCCUGGAGCUUUAGUCAUCAAUGUUGGUGAUGCUUUACAGAUACUAAGCAAUGGAAAGUACAAGAACUGUGAACAUCGAGCAAUGCAAAGGAAGGAAGACUCUUGAUUUUGCAAAGAUCAACUCUGGUUAACUCUAUAAAUUAAAAAAGUAUGACAUGAACCAAUAAUUUAUGUCUGUAUCCUCAUCUUGCGAUAAAGAAUCAUCAAUAUUGUAUAGAAUAUUAAACUUUUAAUUCAUCUUGUGGUAAAGAUUGAAUAAUAUAUGUGGGAGUUAUAAAUUUGAUCGUCAUCUUGAGAUACCCCAAACCAAACCAAACAUUUUAAUUAAAUGAACUUUGAAUUGACUAUGUUUACCGUUUAGUUAUUUGAAUGAUUCGAUCAUCAUUUUAUCUCCGCUAGACCACCAAUUUGAUUCAUAAGAACAAAAUGAAUAUGUUAGUUACCAACUUUUUCUAUUGUGUGAAUGGGUGUGGUGCUACGUAAACAACUUAUCAAUUGCUUUUGGAUUGUAAUUUUUUAAGCAACAUUUGGCAACAUGUUCGUCACUCGAUUGGUUUCUCUUCGGUUGAUAUUUCAGUUCAUUUUAUUCGGUUUGGCUAUUUAACCGGCGUAUUAGAAUAUGUAUAUAUUCAUUGUUUGACUUGUAAAUAUUGAUUAGUUUUAUUUUUUUUUGGUCAAGUAGUCUAGGGGCUGGAUUCACGCACAUUAUGUGAUUUUCAAAAUAGGUUUGACACUAGUUGUAAAUAUUUCA